GUGGUAUGAAUAUAUUCACCUACACUAACCCCAAGUUUUUUGUACUGAAAAACAAGCCUUUGGGAUAAUACUUUUAUCAAAUCAUUUUGGAUAAUACCUUUAUCAAAUCUCCUAUGUAGUUCAGAAAGAUCUUCUUCACGGAGGAAAUAUUGCAUGUGAGCUUGAAGUCGAAUAGACAACUUGUCACUCGUGGAAACAUCUAAAUCACUUGAUGCGAACUCCACCACGUGUGCGUCAGCUUGGUAAGUUUUGAAUUUAAAGUCUGGACCAAUAAGAUGGCGACCACCGGAGUACACUUCGUCAGUGUACACAGUUCCUGUUGAUUUUCUCUGCACGAACGCAAUCUAUAGAGGAAGACUUUUGUAAAUUGGCAUUUGUCUAUUUUAGUUUUUCACGGCACGAUGUGCCGCCCGACAGCCAAACAUGUAAUAAUCUCACAACUUGUCAACAAGAUGUGUUUGCAACAGGCUUGUAGCAAGCUUGUCAACAAGUUGUAACAAUGCUGUUAUUUUAUCAAGUUGCUACAAGGUUGUCACUCACGAUGUACGUGUUGACAAGGUGUUGAAUUACAGGUCUACACACUUAAAAACGCACAAGUUGUUACAAGUCUGCAAACAAGUUGUUACAAAUUUGUUCACAAGCUGUCGGCAAGUUGUGUUCGCACUGCUUGUUCCCAGUUGUUCUAACAAGUUUGGAACAAGCUAACUGUUAACAAAUUGUAAAAAGCUUGAUGGUGUUAUCAGACUUGUCACAAGGUUGUUCUAACAAUUCUGAUACAAUCAUGAUGUAACAAAAUGUUACAAGAUUGUAACAAUAUUGUUGCAUCAUGACUGUAACGGACUUGUUACAACAACCCUGCAGCAAGUCUGAUAAUACCAACAAGGUUGUUACAAGAUGUUAACAGCUUGUUCCAAACUUGUUGAAAACUUGGGACAAGCAGUGCGAACACACAACUUGUUGACGGCUUGUUGACAGGUCUGCCAACAAGCCGUCAACAAGUUGUGUUCGCACUGCUUGUCCCAAGUUGUCAACAAGUAUGGAACAACUUGUUAACAGUUGUAACAACCUUGUUGAUAUUAUCAGACUUGUUGCAAGGUUGUUCCAACAGGUCUGAUACAGUCAUGAUACAACAAUAUUGUUACAACCUUGUGUCGUCAAUCUUGUAACAUUCUUGUUAUAUCAUGACUGUAUCAGACUUGUUAGAACAACCUUGUAACAAGUCUGAUAAUUAAUGCAAUCAAGCUUGUUACAAGUUGUUAACAGAUUGUUCCAGACUUGUCACAACAACUGGGAACAAGAAGCACGUAAAAACGCACAAGUUGUCACAAGUCUGCAAACAAGUUCUUACAAAUCUGUUCACAGGCUGUCAACAAGUUGUGUUCGCACUGCUUGUUCCCAGUUGUUGUAACAAGUUUGGAACAAGCUUGAUGGCAUUAUCAGACUUGUUACAAGGUUGUUCUAACAAGUUUGAUGCAGUAAUGAUAUAACAAGAAUGUUACAAGGUUGACGACACAAGGUUGUAACAAUAUUGUUAUAUCAUGACUGUAUCGGACUUGUUGGAACAACCUUGCAACAAGUUUGAUAAUAUGAACAAGGUUGUUACAAGUUGUUAACAGCUUGUUCCAAACUUGUUGACAACUUGGGACAAGCUGUGCGAACUGCGAAGACAACUUGUUGACGACUUGUUGGCAGACUUGCUACAAGAUGUGAGAUUGUCGCCAGUGAACUUGUCGACAGCUUGUGAAAAGAUUUGUCACAACUUGUGUGUUUUUACGUGUGUACAAGAUGCAGGAGAUUUUUGUGUGUGUAGAUCAGUGACGAUAACAAACUGUUGGAACAACUUGUAACAAGUCUGUUGAGAACAACCUUGUAGCAAGUUGUCAGCAAGCCGUUGACAACAUGUCAACAAGCUGGGAACAAGCAGUGCGAACACAUCCUGUUGACAAGUUGUUGGAACAGCAUUGUUACAAGUCUGCUGAAGGUUUGUUACAACUUGCGCGUUUUUACGUGCGUAUGCCAGUGAUUCUGUCCGAACAUUUACAGACGAUGUUAACAGUAUAGCCAGAAUUAAUGGGUGAUGCCAUUAAUGGAUUAAUGGUACGCGAGGACCUCAUUCUGUUAUGUAUGUCCACAGUAUGCUUAUUAUUGAAUGCAUGAAUUGACAGCAAUACAUGAAUAUAUCACUUCAUAAAUACAUUAUACAUCAGCUAGCCAUGGCAACUGAUCCUGCUAUGCUAAUAAACGUAGAUGCUUAGCGGAUAGGCUAAAAGAGUAAAGACAUAAUAGACAUCACAUGUCUAAAGGUUUGAAUAAGGCUAGCUUCGCCAGUGUAUGAAUGAUGAAUUAUGACUUCCACAAUCACUCCACAUCACUUCGAAAAAGCAAUUCGGCAAUGUUCCACGAGAACGCCGAAGUAAGCACUAUUGAGAAUGCCAGAACUGUUACAUUCGCGGUAUGAGCGACUAGGGACAAGUCAGGAUGAAGUCAGUGACGUCAUAAUACAUCAGCACAUUCUCGAGCACUUGAUAUUUCAAGCACCCUCAGAUAAACUGUUUCCUCUUUUUUUCCCAUUUUCGUUUAAUGUCACGAUAUCUCGUGUUCUCAAACUCCUGAAGCCUGUUGCAAACAAGAGGUUUUGGCCGAGCUAACUGGGGCAACUGUCCCCCCCCCCCCCUAGGGAAAACUAUAUUUACGAUUUUCGGAAUGUCAUCAUUAAUUAUUCGUUGGAUAUUUGGGACCUUUUGGGGUUAUCGUUCCAUGUUUCGCGCACCAAUAUAGGUUAGGGUUAGGGGUAGGCAUUAGGGUUAGGGGUUAGGUUAGGGGUUUGGGUUAGGUUUAAGGUUAGGGUUAGGGUGUGUAUAUAUGUGUAAAGAGGUAUUCAGUUAACUUUUCAGUACACUAUAAUAUCCAUUACAUAACGUUUACUAUAUAGGUGCGCGAAACAUGGAACGAUUACCCUUUUUGGCAUAUAGACUUUACUGCCCCCCCCCUGGUGAGAAAAUCCUGCGUACGGGAAAACAGCCUCGCGAUGUCAUUUCUCCAGUGAAGGGCUCUUGUGUGCGGCACACAUUAAACAGGUCUCAGUUGUGACAACAAGCGCGGAAACUUUUGAACCAUGAUAUUUUUUGUGUUUAAAAAUUGGGAUUUCCAAACUAUCCAAACAGUAGAACGGUCAAAUGCACAAAUAAAUUAUAUGGACAUAUCAAAUAUACAGAAAUGAAGUUCGUUUAUUAUGUCAAUUAUAUGUCGCUGACUUUCCUCGGAUAGCAUCGACGAGAAACACGGUUUCUAGUGAAUUGCACGGUGGUACAUCUCAGAUUAACCAAAUAACUGAUACCAGACGCCAGGUUCUGUAUACAAGCUAGUUAAAACUAAGAUUACAGUUUAUAAUAUGUGUUAAUUAAUAUCUAUCGUAAUAAUACCUCAUAAUAUUCGACAUCAGAAAAACUGAGGGGCAGUAGAAUGACCAUCAACAGAAGUCCUACAGCCAGAACAGCACCACCUAACUUCCAGUAUGUUGAAUCGUCCGCCAUCGUUGAAGUUGGACUAACAACUAACCAACAUGCACAGGCAAUGAUCCAAACAAAAAUAGCACAAAUGCUUGCACGCCCACCUGACAACGGGGCGCGUGAUAUAUUUUUUUAUAAACCUGAUAAAUCGUGAAUAUUCGACUGAAGUUCGCUUGUGAAUUCACUUUCAAAUUUUGAUUUCGAUUCUCGCCUGUAAAUAAUUCUUGUUUGCUGGUAAGUUACAUGCAAAGGCUAAAGUCAAACACCAGAUUAGGCCAGAUUAGCUUGCUUGAAUAGGAAGCGAUUUUUUAAAAUAUUGCAAAACAGUAAAAAACCCCAUGGGAUGGGAAUGGUGAAUAGGUGAUGAUAAUUAUUUCCCCCAUUCGAUUGAGUCAAAAAUGAAAGCAAUAUUAAAGCUAUUUUCAAUAUAUCUUUUGUAUAUUUGAAGCGCACAAAGAGAUUGCUUUAUCGUUCCAUAAUGAGAAACGCGGAGACAAUUACACUAGGAGAGGUAUUAAAAUCAUGCUCUUAUUGCUCUGAAGCACACAAAUUAAGACAUGUUUAAGCGCGCGUCGGAAUUAAUUUACACAAAAAGGAUUUUGUCACCAGGGGUCUUUGUUUUUCACUAUGACGUUUCCCGUCUGUUGCGAUAGAUUUUGAAACCAUCCUAGCUGCUUGUAGCUGCUUUCAUUCUGCUUCCGAGUUUCCAUGAUCGUACACAGCUAGGUAAGUAACCAAAGCUUUGCUGUUCAUUUUGUUUUAUAUAGCGAGACUUUGAUACUUGCGUGUUGACAACCAAGGAAUUUUAUAUGUCCUGCAAUACGGUCGGCAUAGUUUUUAGUGUAUGGUAUUUAGUGCAAGGUAAUAGGUAUAUGUAAAAGUCUGAAUAUAAUAUUGUUUGUCCUAUUAAAUAAAUCCAACAAUUCGUCUCAUGCAGGUACUGUCGAUUAUGGUAGCUGGCUCUAUCAAACUCAAAAUGCUUGGAGUUCAAGUAUUCGGUUGUAUAAUCUAUAAAUAUCCAUCAAGUGUCAGUAAUGGAGUCAGCCCAUGAGAAUUACCAUGAAAUAUUGCUACACAGGCACAGCUAUUCCAAGUAGCAUUUUAUAUCAUAAAUCAUAAUAUUGUUUAAAAAUUUUCUUCAAAAAAUUGCUUAGUUUUCAUUCAAGCCUGGGAACGCAGAUAUUACUCGUGCCUGAUUUUUGACAGUAAGGCAUGAGUCUUAAAAUAGACAUUUUCUGUUUUUUUCUGUCAAUGUCAGGAACUGGCAUUUCAACAGGACGCUUAUAUGAAAUAGUUGAUUUCACUUCAGAAUAAUGGAAACAAAAACAAUAUUGAUUCUCGGUUUGGUGGGUGCGCUCGUGGUCAUUGCGAUUGGUCUUAUUGCAUCCUCGGGGAAACGACUCGAUUCAACUGAAGGUAUGAAACUCGCAGGAUUUGCAACUGGUAAUUUUGUCUUGCAAAUUUAGCGAAACUUUCUUCGCAUUGAGUGAGAAGAGUACGUCCAGUUUGACUCAACCAAACAGGUUUUUUGUAAGCCAGGUGGAAUAAAUGCAUCUGAUUGGUAAAUGUUUUUUUAAAUAUUUUUUAUUUGCAUACAAGUGAGGGUGCGCACGCAUGGCGUCAUAAUGAUAUGCAAAGCAAGUUUGGGCAGGAAAGUUAUUGUAUAAAGAAAACUGAACAGAUUUGAAAUUGCUCUCAAUUUUGCAAAACAGCAAUUAGUAUCCAGUUUUUUAUAUAUAUAUAUAUACAUAUAUAGCUUCUUUGGGUAUUUAUAAUGUAGAAUAAUGAAAAAAAUUCUCGAGCUCAAAUUUUGUGAACCAGGGGUGUCUUUUCCAACAAACUAAAUGGCUUGCGCACGAAAUUUAAAAGCUUUAAUCAUAUUUUGAGUUAAUAGAUGAGAAAUUUGUUGGAUUUUUAAUUACUGUACAAAAUUUCAGACAAUUUGCUUUAGUUUAAGUCCUUCAACUAUUCACGCAAACUUACACUUUUCCUAAAAAAUCAGCUAUCUGCAUGCUAAUUAAUCCCUUUGCCUAAUUUGCAUAUACAGCAAUAUGCAGAUUAAUAUUAGGUAAAGGCAUUAAGCAUGCGAAAAGCAGAUUUUUUAGGAAAAAAUGAAAAGGACUUAAACUAAAGCAAAUUGUCUGACAUUUUGUACAGUAAUUAAAAAUCCAACAAAUUUCCCAUCUGUUUAAAAUUAUAAGUAGCCAAAGAUACUAUAUACAUAAAAAAUUGGAUACUAAUGACUGUUUUGCGAAAUUGAGAGGAAAUUCAUAUCUGUUCAGUUUUUUUAUACACCCUGUAUAAAGAUAUAUGGUAACGACAACAGAACAUAAGUUCCACCAAAACAUUACAAAAUAGUACCGGUAGCAGAAAUCAAAAUCUGAACCUCUCUGUUCUGUUCAAAAUUCAGUUGGAUUAAGCUAUGAUCCAAACCAAAGAAAGCUGGGCAGCGAAGCAAAGAGAGAAGGUCUUCACUUUGGAGCACCUGGAUUCAAAUUUAUCAAAUUCUCGAGUAUUUUCGAGUCCAUCUCCUACAGCAGUGUGACGUGUUUGAACAAAGAUGGUCUAGUUAUAGGACUGGAUGUAGAAUUCCAGUAUCGAGUCGAUGCAAACUACCUGAAGAAAAUUGUGCUGGAAUUUCGAGAUGCUGACAAAUAUGAAAAAGUGGUCAGGUAUGAAUACCCAAAAUAUGUUACUGACAACUGGUUUGAAUUCAAGCUGACAACCACAUUAAAAAGAGAUCAAUUAAGGGGUCAUCCACAAUUGUUCACAUUCUCAAAAAUGUAUCAACCCUCUCCCUCUCUAAAGAUUACGCUAAACCUUAGAAAUGAAGAUGGAUCUUUGAUCCCCCCCCCCCUCAACGCACGCUUGAAGAAAUGUUGACUAUCAAAAUUUCUGUGAUCACGCUAGAAAUUUUGCAUAGGUAGGCGUUAAACGCCGAGUUGGUUCCCUCAAACAUUUCUUACCAAUCCAUCUCAAAAUCAUUAUUAAUUGAUGAGUAAAUUAGCCAACCAUAUUGCUUCAUUUUGCUCAGUCACAUGAUAGUACUGGAUACCUGGUGAAGAUUGAACUAUAUUGUUGCACUCCUGGAUCAAAAUUAAUUCAUCUCACUUUAAGUAAUGAUUGAUUCGUACGAGAUGUCAUUCUGCGGACACAAAUGGACGACUCGCGCUUUAGACUAAAUUUUAAUCUAAGUAAGAACAACGAAAUCUAUCACCACAGCUAGAAAGAGCGUCUUGGAAUUAGUAAUAUUACAAAGUUUGCUUGCGAAAUGUUGUAAAAUACGGAAACUAUAGCCCUUCAAAGUUGGCAAAUUUGUAUACUUUUGUAUUACGUGCGUGAAUUGGUAACUAAAUUAGUUACCAAUUUCCGCACGUGAUAGAAAUGUAUACAAAUUUGCCAACUUCGCAGGGCUAUAUUUUCCGUAUUUUACAACAUUUCGCAACCAAACUUUGCAGUUUUUCUAAUUUUGAUAACUUCUUUCCGAAAAUAUCCUUUGUUAUUCUCAGAUUAAAAAUUUUUCUAAAGCGCAAGUCGUCCUUGUAGUCAGAUUUGAAAUAUUACUUCAAAACUUAGAAUUUACCCAUGCAAAAUUCCUACUGUUGCCACAGAAACUUUGAUAGUCUAAACCAGGCUAACACAAUUUUUCAACAGAUCUAUAGGUCUCUACGCUAUCCAUGAUGCGUGCAGUGAAUACAACACAAGUCAAACUGUGAACGAACGGACACAAUUCCAAAGUCGAAUCCAAGAGAUCAUGGUAGAGCGAUUGGGAGAUAUACAUGUUGUGGUGACGGACUUACAAAUGAGUAACAUCGCAAGACCUUUGCGAUACGAGCAAGCGUUACAAGCAAAGGAAAGUGCGAAGGAAAGCAUUACGACCGCGGAACUGGAACGACCUCGACAGCUUGUUGAGGCGGAAACGAAACUAAAGCAAGCAGAAACUCAAGCCGAAAUCACAAUCGCUUUAGCUAAAUCUAAAGCUAAGAUUGCGGAGACGAAGGCAAAAGCCAAAGCUGAGGCAAUCACGGAAGCUUAUAAAGCCGAGGCUGUUGUCUAUUCUAGUAUUAUGAAACAGCAGAAUUUGACCAUCGAGGGGUUGUUGUCCUAUCUUAGUGUCCGUGUGGUUGGCGAGACUGAUAAUACUGUUUAUGCAGGCUUAGAUGCACCCGCAAAAACUAAGUAUACGCAUUGAUAGAUGGGAUAUAGUUAGGAAAACACACGGAAUCUUGUAUUAUUUAUGGUAAAAAUUGAAAUCUUCUACUUGCCUCAUUUUAUUUAAACCUGGUUACUCUGAAAAUACGACGUUUUCUAAAACUAAAGGUUCGAUUCCUGCGGUACUCAAUUGUCUGAUUAUCCCCUUGAGUCUCAUGUGCGUAAAAAACAACCUGUGGUUCCGGUUUCAGACCAAUCCUAAUCCUGACGACCCUAUUAUUUUUUCAACGCGAUUGACUAUGCGACCCUAUUUUCUCCAGGUGGUUGCGGGCUGCUCAUACAGCGUGCCAAAAUGGCGUCUGUUGUCACACUAAUUAUUGAACCAAAUUGCCUAAAUUCGUCCAUAGGAAAUACGCAUCUCUAGUUAAUAUCGAUGUUGGGACUACUGCAAAUCGCCCAGCAAAACCACGAAAGUAUUAAAAAAAAAAAAAAUUUCCGACCUACAGACCCUAAUUUUUUCACGAUAUGAAACCGGAACCACAAGUAUUUUUUUUACGCCCAAACACCUCACGUUUGAAAAAUACUGCACCAAUAAGGAACGGCUCUUGCUGAACCUCUAUGGAGAAGAAUUUAGAUAAAACUCGCAGAGCUGUCCAGUAUGGUUGGUUUAUUACAGUGGCAAUGAACAAAACUCUGUCAUGCUGUUGAGUAGGGAAUUUGAAUACGGUAGACGUUAACAUAAAGACAACGGCUAUCAACACAAUCAAAUUCACCAUGUAGUACAUUGAUGAUUCAAAUUCUUAUGCGAAUUUUUAGACCCGUUUACACGUGCAAUUUUUGCUGCUAUUUCUAAUGUGAUGCUCUUCUACUGAUGCAUGUGAACGAAUAGAUAAGUUAUGAAUGUUCAAAGUACAUACUGUAUGUACCCUCACUUGAACAUUUAUAAAUCAUCCAUGCGUUCAUCGAUGUAUAUAUACGAUAGUUAAUACAAGGCAAGAAUACUAGAUAAUUAUUUAUUUCAACAAAUUUGUUUGGCCGUCGUCUUUCCGUGAGCGCCUUCCAUUUCAAAAAUCCCUAUUACCGUAUAUCCUCUAUUCAGCACCAGUCCCCCGAGGGAAAAGAGUGGAGCGAGGGGUCAGGUUCAAUAGGCCAGCUUAUUGUUUUGUCAGAACGCUUGAGCUAUACGAAGAACGUGGGAACUCGAGUACAAGGAAGGGUAAUUUUUUUCCUCUAAGGAAAGGGUGAGGCUUUUUGGAAAGGACAAGGAUUAUUAAAAAGGGGCGAGGCUCAUUACAAAGGGGAUUCUUUUUACUUUUAGCCUCCCUGGCUUAAAAGAGGAUUUACGGUAAUACGGGGCUUGAGAAGGAACUAAAAACGACAUUUUAAGAAUUGUUUGAAAAGACACUACAUCUUCAUUUAUUCCUAUGCACAACAGUACAUCUGUUUUUGUUCGAUUUGCAGUUCAAGCUUUCAUAUAGCUACGCCCUGGUUCAUUCACAAUAGUAAAAUACUAAUUUAUACAAUGGUCUCAGUGCAUGGACUACAUUACAGCACGGUCUUCAUAAAGACACUGCAUUGAACAUUUAAAAAUCAACCAGGAAUUGAAACUUAACUAACUGCAUCCGAUGAUUCUAGCUUUCGGGUUUGCUCGCGAAGAAAUUCAAUCCUGCAAAAUAAAGUACGA
Paramuricea clavata is the source of this 9345-nucleotide messenger RNA. Lineage: Eukaryota; Metazoa; Cnidaria; Anthozoa; Malacalcyonacea; Plexauridae. The record is from the annotation of a GenBank genome assembly.